UAAUACCCUCCUUUUGGUUUGUGGUGUUCUCUUAAUUUUUUUAUUGGCUGAAGGCCGUGGAAGCCAGGGCCGAUGAAACCAUUAAAAAAGAAUAUUUUUUUUAUUUUGCGAUUGUCAAACGCCAAAGUAAAAUCGCGGCAAAAUAUUUGUUUAUAUUUACAAAUAUUUAACAUGUAUUUGAUUUAUAAUAGUAAUGUGAUGAAAUAAUGUGGUUAAUAAUUAAAAAUUAUAUUUCAAUUGUAAUAUUUUUAUCGCUAUUUUAAAUAUUAUGAAACAAAUACUACUUCUUAGUAAUAACCUCAAAAAUAGAAUUUGUUUACACAACAAACCGUGCUUUGCUUUAAUAAAAAGAUAUAAAAGUAAUAUAAUGAAGUAUUUGAAUGUAGCUGAAAAAAAUGACGCUGCAAAGAAUAUCGCUCUUCAUCUUUCUAGAGGAACUUCUAGACGGAGAGAAGGCUUAUCACAAUACAAUAAAAUUUAUGAAUUUGAAGCAGAAGUAAGAGGUAUAAAAUGUCAGAUGGUUAUGACCUCGGUUUCGGGACAUUUGUUAGCUCUAGAAUUUGUUGGUGCUUAUAAGAACUGGAAUUCUUGCAAUCCUUUAACUCUAUUUGAUGCACCUGUAUUUAAAUAUUGUCCUGACAAUUAUGAAAAAAUUAAGAAAACUUUGGAAAGGGAGGUGAAAACUUGCCAUGGUCUAAUAAUCUGGACAGAUUGUGAUAGAGAAGGAGAAAAUAUAGGAUUUGAAAUAAUCCAAGUAUGCACUGCUGUUAAAAGCAACCUACAAAUAUUUAGAGCAAAGUUUUCUGAAAUCACAGCUGCGUCCGUAAAGAGAGCUUUGCAAAACUUAGAAACACCUAAUAAAAAUAUUAGUGAUGCUGUGGAUGUGAGACAGGAACUUGAUCUUAGAAUAGGAGCAGCAUUCACGCGAUUCCAAACACUUCGCCUUCAAAAAGUGUUUCCUAGGAAAUUAGCUGAGAGUCUUGUCAGCUAUGGUUCAUGUCAGUUUCCAACACUAGGUUUUGUGGUUGAGAGGUACAGGGCAGUAGAAAACUUCAUUGCUGAACAGUUUUGGAAAAUUCGAGUUAACCACACAUUGAACAGUUUGAGUGUUGAUUUCGCUUGGGAUCGUAUUCGACUUUUUGACAGAGAAGCCUGUCAAGUUUUACAUGAUAUAUGUACAGAAAAUCCUCUAGCCAAAGUCUGUGAGGUCAAAACUAAACCCAAAUCUAAAUGGAGACCAUUGCCUUUAGACACUGUGGUAAGUUCAAUUAUUCUAUUAUUGGCAACACUGAAUGAUGAUACAUUAAAUACUGUGGUUAAAUCACAUUGUUUUACCAUAAAAUCAGUUUACUAUUAUUUAUCUGGAAACACGUAUGUAUUUAUUCUCUAUAUGAAUAUGUCGUGUCUAGAGUAUGCGCGACAUAGUUUAAAGAGAGAAUGAUGUGGGCAAUAAAAUGUGAUGUUUUCCAGAACGAAAUCUUUUAUUUUUACUUAAUUAAACCUUAUUUUUUUAAAGGUGACACAUGAACCGCACGCAUUAUUAUCCAGGUUAAAAACGCUAAUUUUAUUUCAUAUCUUUUCUUUUAUUCCCACACACUUUGCCUCUCUUUUAUUCAUCAUCUUAUUACAUCAUUUCCUAGAAACAUAUUGUGUAUUCGUUUUUUAAUGGACACAUUUUUAUCUUAUUUUUAGGAAUUGGAGAAACUGGCAUCACGAAAAUUAAAAAUUAAUGCAAAAGAAACAAUGAGACUAGCAGAAAAGCUAUAUACACAGGGUUUUAUCAGCUACCCUCGUACUGAAACAAAUGAGUACCCUAAAGAGAUGAACCUCGCACAGUUAGUGGGGUUACAAACUGAUGAUCCCAAUUGGGGCGUAUUUGCCAAAAGAAUAUUAGAUAAUGGUGGGCCAUCUCCACGUCAAGGCAACAAGAGUGAUAAAGCUCACCCUCCAAUACAUCCCACUAAGUAUACUAACAGUUUAUCAGGCAAUGAGCAAAGGCUGUACGAGUUUAUAGUCCGUUCAUUCUUAGCGUGCUGUUCCCAGGAUGCGAAAGGUCAAGAAACAACAGUUGUAAUUGACGUUGCCAAUGAAAAAUUUUCAGCAAAUGGGCUUAUGAUUACUGAAAGGAAUUAUCUCGAAGUCUAUCCUUACGAUAAGUGGUCAUCCAAGGAAAUCCAUGUUUAUCAAACUGGUCAAACAUUUAAUCCCACCAGCAUAGAUAUGUUGGAUGGCAGCACAAGUCCGCCCAAUCUCCUGACUGAAGCUGACCUCAUCGCAUUGAUGGAGAAACAUGGAAUUGGAACUGACGCUACUCACGCGGAACACAUAGAAACCAUAAAAAACCGUUCAUACGUCGCUCUGGCAGAUGCCAUUCAUUUUGUUCCUGGACUACUUGGCAUGGGACUCGUGGAAGGUUACGACGCCAUGGGCUUGACAAUAUCCAAGCCUCAUCUCAGGGCGCAAUUAGAAGCAGACUUGAAAGCAAUAAGCGAGGGGAGAAAAAAUCCACAGCAAGUGUUAUCUGAACAGGUGGCAAAAUACAAAGAGGUUUAUGUAACAGUGGCUGCUGAAGCAAAUAAAAUUGACAGCGCUCUAGCAGAGAGGUUUAGCGAGAGACCAAAUGAAUACAAUCCAGGCAAUGAAAUAUUACCCAUCGAAAUGCCUUCAGCGCUAAAAUGUCCAAAAUGCAAUUCAGACAUGGUAGUACGACAAAAGAAGAAUAAUGCAGAUGAAUAUUAUAUUGGAUGCCUAUCUUACCCCAAUUGUAAAAAUGCUGUUUGGCUUCCUACCAUAGUAAAAACAUUAACUGUGUUACCUGAAACUUGUCCAGUGUGUGGACCUAAUUAUAAGAAAAUAAAGUUUGAAUGGAGAAACAAUUCGAUUAGUCAUCUAUACCCACCUCCUUAUGUUGCCUGUAUAGGAGGCUGUGAUACAACUUUCCUAGAACUCUUGAAAAUAAACCUUUCCAGUGUGAAAGCCGUAAAUACUAGAUCUGAAACUACUAAUCCAAUUAGAAAUAACACAAUAAGUAUGGCAAACAGUAAUAUUAUAAGGGAUACGAGAAAUGUUGUAGCUAUAAGACAAAAUGAAAGCAGACCCAAUAACAAUCCACGACAAUUUGUGCCUCCGCCCCCUGCAAAUACGGGUCAAAAUCCCGUUAAUGUCACUAGAAUGCCAAUACCAAGAAAUGAUAACCCUUCUGACGACAAUAACGUGAUAUGCGGUUGUAACCAACCAGCUGUAUUACUAACAGUAAGGAAGCAAAAUGCAAAUUAUGGAAAGAAGUUCUACAAAUGUUCGAUGGGUAAAGACAGAGGUGGUUGCGAUUUCUUUUUGUGGGCACCAGAAUCCGCUGUUGUUCAAAACAAUUUCGAGACUCCACCGCCAUCUAGUACAUCGUGGGGAAAUGAUUCAGUGCAAGGGUCAAAUAGUAGUGACACUACUAGAGGGUGGGGUAUUACUCCCAGCUUUUCUAGGGAUGACUUUCCUGUGAACGAGGAAAACGUUAUGUGCAACUGCAACUUGCCAGGCAAAAAAUUGACAGUACAGAAAGAGGGCCCCAACAAAGGUCGCCAGUUUUACGGAUGCCCUAAAGAUUUCAGUUCUCGUUGCAACUUUUUCCAAUGGGCAGAUGGCGGAGGCAGUAGUGGCGGUGGAGGUACGUUUACACAUAGUACGU
Messenger RNA from Diatraea saccharalis (sugarcane borer), 3679 nucleotides. Lineage: Eukaryota; Metazoa; Arthropoda; Insecta; Lepidoptera; Crambidae. The record is from the annotation of a GenBank genome assembly.